UUGGAAAGGGUUCUUGAAAAAUUAAGAGCAACUAAGCUAUCAGCAUUGAAAAGCCACCGUCAACUGGAUUGGUGACAGAUCUGGUGCCACAUCGCUACUGCCAGGGCCUUUUCACAUUCAAGAACGUUCUUAGGGACAGUCAGCAUCCCUGGCUUUCCAGUGUCUCUAAACUGAGACAUAGUUAGCGCCAUCCCAGGCUGCCGCAUGGUUGGUAGCACUAAUUACCUAAGGAGACGGAGCUGUGCUGGCUCCAUUUUGCCUGCAGGUCACUUUGAAACCUUCCCCCGGGGUGCCUAUUUGAAAACAAAACCCCAAAACAUAUAUGCAUAUGUAUGUUUAUGUGUGCUUAUGUGUUGGAGAUCACUGCCAUUUAGUGUGUGGGUGUGGCAAAGCUGCAUUUCCCCCAAAAGAUGGCUUAAUUCAGUAAUGCACCCGAUGAGCAAGGGAUUCAACAUUUAAUUGUAGUCUCAAAAGUUUCGCUUGGGUCAAAAUGUAUUUUUGCCUAGCCUUUGGUAAGAACGUGAAAGGCGCUUUUAAAUAAAAACAUUUUGCUGUGGCAUAUUGCGUUUUUAUUAAAAGUUGGCCCUCGAUAUAAUUGCAAUAACUAAACUAUGCCACUUAGUCCCAUGAAACAUGUAAGGCUGUUAGGACAUGAUUGCCACAGUGGUCUAUUCUUUGUAAGCACCCCUGGGAAGCAUUCUUAAGGAAGCUGUGUCUAGAACAGCUGUGAUUUCCCCUAAGCAACCAUUUUUUAAAAAAUACUUUAAAGUCUGAAUCUUUUAAGCACCUUUUUCCUAUCUGGUGGCUCCUUGGUAACUCGGAACCCAAUUUAAUACCCAUAUUUAGCAAAGCGAAAGACUGGCAGCUCUGUAAUCUUUCCCUUGCUAAAGAGAUUCAAUUUUUUACUUAUUUGCAAGCUUUCAUGUUUCAGAGUGAACACACAAUUUAGGGGUGACAAACUCUACUCCCAUGAGAAUUAUAAGUCUAGAUGUGUUCAACUUGCAGCCUGUAUCCCAUAAUAGCUAUAAGUGCAACCCAACAUGUUUGUAUGUAACAUAACCCAUGACAAAAGUUAGAACAACCCUGGAAGAGUAUAUAAUACUCAGAGUGCCACUUGAAAGUCAGCAAGGGGAUGGAUAUGGUGGCCCAAACCAUUAAUCCCAGCACUGAGGAGGCAGUGGCAGGUGCAUCUCUGAGUUUGAGGCCAGCCUAGUCUUCAGAGAGAGUUACAGACCAGCCUAGUCUAAUGGGGGUGGGGGUGUUAGCAAGAUAGAAGAAAAGGAGGGAAACAGGAAGAAAGGAAAGGAUAAAGUGAUUAAAGAAAGAACAAUACAUUGUAGGUAUGGCAUAGAAUCACAGUAAACCUAACAUUACAAAGUAACUCAGUGGGUAAAGUGCUUUGCCUAGUAUUAUAGAAGGUCCUUGGUUCAAGUCCUAAUACCAAAGAGAAAAACAAACAAACAAAAAACCAAACUUGUCUACUAGAAUGUACUGGCAGGGCUUUUCUUAUUGAUUUGUGUGGGUGUGUGUGUGUGUGUGAGUGUGUGUGUGUGUGUGAGUGUGUGUGUGUGUGUGAGUGUGUGUGUGUGUGUGUGAGUGUGUGUGUGUGUGUGUGCGCGCGCGCGUACACCGCUUGUGGAGGUUAAAGGACCAAUCUCUAGAAUUUGUUCUCUCCUGCUACCUUAUGGGGUCAAGGAAUUAAACUCAGGUCUUCAGGUCUGUGGGAAUGCACUUUUACUUGAUGAGCCAUCACCAUGGUCCACUUAUCAAUUUCCUAAUGAGUGCUAGAUUGCAUGCUUGUGCAUAGUAAGCAAGCAGGUGGUAGUGGGGUUUAUUUUAUAAAUUAUCAUCAAGAAUUGCAUCCCAUUCUACUAGAAUAAAUAUUUAAGAGUAAAGCUAAUAAUUCUAAUAUUUGGUUUUAGGAACUCAAAUUAAAUCAUAAAAUUCAAUAAAUUUACAGUGUAAGAUUUUGUUUCUCUUCAAUAUAGUUGAAAUUACAGACAUCCUGCCAAAAUGAUUUCUUCAAAGCCCAGACUUGUUGUACCCUAUGGCCUCAAGACUCUGCUUGAGGGAGUUAGCAGAGCCAUUCUCAAAACCAACCCAACAAAUAUCACCCAGUUUGCAGCAGUUUAUUUUAAAGAACUCAUUGUGUUUAGAGAAGGGAAUUCAUCUCUGGAUAUAAAAGAUCUGAUUAAACAGUUUCAUCAGACAAAAGUAGAGAAAUGGGCAGAAGGAGUGACAGUGGAGAAGAAGGAGUGUGUGAAGGAACAGGGAAGAACAUUUCCAGGUUCCUGCGAACCUACACGGAUGGAAAAAUCCACAGACACGGAGGAGGACAAUGUAGCUGGACCACUAUUUAGCAACAAAACCACCCAGUUUCCAUCACUUCAUGCUGAUGUCCAGUCUGAGGAGUCAAACGAAGGAGCUUGGGGUCCUUCUUCCAAACCAACCACACCUAAGACUACCACCCCACCUUCAUCACCACCUCCAGCACCUGUCUCUGCCGAGUUUGCCUAUGUCCCGGCUGACCCAGCUCAGUUUGCUGCUCAGAUGUUAGGUAAUGUUCAAUCUACCUAUUCUGAAGUUUUAAUGGUGGACGUGGCAACAAGUACCCAGGACGCCCUGAGUGCAGAGAUUGAUGAAGAAGUCGUGGUGUCUGCUCCUCUGGUGUGCUCUGGAGAGAUGUUAGAAAUGCAGGUUAUGAGCCAAACAUCUGUGCAGGCAGUUGUGGGUCCUAAGUGUGAGGCUGAACCACCAAAGGCUUCCUCAGCCCCCUUGCAGGGUGAACAAGAACCUCCUGCUUAUGAAGCUCCUGACACUCAGGUUACAUCAACCUUUCAUGUGUCAUCUGUAUAUAACGAUGUGCCUGUCAAUGAAGGAGUUGUCUAUGUUGAGCAGAUACCAGGAUACAUAGUUAUCCCGAUUGAUCAAGUUGCUUGUCUUAAAGAAAAUGAGCAGUCACCACCAGUUAGUCCCAAACCUGUAGAAGCCAGGACUUCCUCAGGCAUGUCUAAAAUAUCUAUAGAGUCUGUGAAAAUUGUACAGGUGGAGAAUUCCCAGCGCCAGUCCUCAGUACAUAUGGAGGCAGAAGUUCUGCUCUCUGAGGGUCAGACUGAGGUGCCUGCAGAGCCCCUGGAUGCAGAGCGCUUAAUCAAAAUAACCUCUGAGAAUUCUCUGCACUUUGAAAUGGAGAUCGUUACCAUAGACCCUGACAAUCCUGGCCAGGAGGAGUCAGGGGAGAACUCUGCACCCUAUUCAUCUGGUGACCCUUUCCCUCCUGCGCCAGGAGGCUUUACUGAACCUGACACUCAACCAGAUGGGGAAGAUGAGCCUGAACAGGUUUGAUGAAGCCAGCACUAGCAACAAGCGAAGCAGGACAACCACCACCAUAUUCUAAUAUGUGGACACUUUAUUGUCUAACUGAUAUGAAUCAACAAAGUCGCCCAUCACCGCCACCUGCACUUGGGCCUUUUCCCCAAGCAACCCUC
This is a messenger RNA of Cricetulus griseus (Chinese hamster), 3488 nucleotides long. NCBI's taxonomy places the organism in Eukaryota, Metazoa, Chordata, Mammalia, Rodentia, Cricetidae. The record is from RefSeq and is a predicted model, not a curated record.